This is a messenger RNA of Meyerozyma guilliermondii ATCC 6260, 420 nucleotides long. RefSeq names its product TRAPP complex core subunit. The transcript has a single exon. The coding region runs from base 1 to 420 and encodes 139 amino acids. Gene Ontology annotation, cellular component: cytosol; TRAPP complex; cis-Golgi network membrane. Gene Ontology annotation, biological process: endoplasmic reticulum to Golgi vesicle-mediated transport; intra-Golgi vesicle-mediated transport. NCBI's taxonomy places the organism in Eukaryota, Fungi, Ascomycota, Pichiomycetes, Serinales, Debaryomycetaceae. The record is from RefSeq and is a predicted model, not a curated record.
AUGGGCUAUAAUAUUGGUCUCCGACUCAUAGAGGAGUUUUUGGCCAAGACCGGUGCCAGGCGAUGUCAGACGUUCAAAGAAACGUCGGAAGUGAUUGCCAAAAUCGGGUUCAAAAUCUUUUUGAAUAUUCAACCCAUUGUUGGAAACUGGAGCCAGGAUGGAAAAAGUUUCUCGCUAAUUUUGACAGAAAACCCAUUGGCUGAGUUUGUAGAGCUUCCAGUAGCUCAGGAUCCCAAUGUUGCCAAGGAAUUGUGGUACUCUCAGAUUCUAUGUGGAGUAUUGCGUGGAGCACUUCAUAUGGUUCAGCUUGACGUUGAUGUGUGGUUCACCAAGGAUGUGCUUCGAGGAGACGACCAGACGGAAAUCAAGCUCAAAUUGUUGAAGAUUUUGAAGGACGAGGUUCCAGCGGGCGAGGACUGA